AUGAAAGGCUUUAAUUACAAAAGUUGUUUAACUUAUCCUUUUAAUCGACCUAUUAGCGAAAUGAAAAGUAUAAUAGAAAAAGACUCAUUCUAAAUUUCUGAAAUUAAUGAGGAAUUGAAAAUAGUGACAUAUACUAUCGAUAAUUCUAAAUCUAUCAAAUUAAGUUAUUUACUUCAAUUCAUUGUAAUAUUAUGAAUAUUUUAGGAAGUGAAAUUCUUGAAAUUAUCCUUAGCCUAAUUUAUAUAAUUAGGCAUUGAUAUUUAUAAUAAGUAUAAAUAUCUAGUAUAAAACUAAAUUCAGCAUAAAUAUUUAAGUUCAGAUAGAGUGUAUUUAACUGUUUAAAAUGAAUAAUCUGCUUUUAGUAUAUUGCCAGGUUUGUUAAAAUAUUCAAUAAAUUUUACAGGUUAUGAUUGUCCUUUUUAUGAAUUGGAAAAUUAUGAAUUUUAUUAAAAGAGCGAUGGAUAAUCGAUUAAAGAAAUUAUUACAAAUAUAAUAUAAAUAGCUAUCAAAUAGUUUAAUUUAAGAAACAAUGCGAUUAACGAGUAGCCAUAAAAUGAUAGAUGCAAUAUUUAAAAUAAAGAAGUAAUUUAUUAAAAAAUAUACAUCGAUGGGAUUUGUAGAUCUCUUGAUUCGUUCUAUAUAAAUGCUAACGAAAUAUUUGAAAAAUUUAAUAAUUAUGAAAAUCAAUAAUAACUUUUAAAUGGCAUAGAUCUAUAAUUUGAUAAGAACGUAUUUUGGAGAAAUAAAAGAUUGUAAAAAGUAAAUGAAAAUAUUUAAACUUUAAUAUAAAAAAAUUAUCAGAUCCAUAAAUGGUACAAAACUGAAUAUCUUUUACUUUAAACUCUACCAUUAAUAAUAAAAGAAGUUAAGGAAUCUUAUUUCUAUCAAUAACAAAUUUUGGAUCAAUACAAAAAUUUCAAAAAUCUUUAAUUUAUAAUAGGAUGCGUAAGUGAUCAAGAUUGUAAUUCAAUAAUUGAUAGAUAUUUGCAAAAAGCAAAGGAAAAAUACAAAUUCCACAUAGAUAAAUCUAUUAUCUAUUAAAAUACUAUUUCUUAGAUACAUAUCAAAUUCAAAUGCUUGAACUAUUUUUAUAAUAACAUUCAAUUCUAAACACUUUAGGACUAAAAAAUUCUAAAUUAAAUUGAGUCUAUAAAAAAAAAAUUAUUAGAGUAGAUUGUGGAAGAAAAAAUGAAAGAAUAAAUUGAAUCAAAUAUCAUUCGAAUCCUUGAAGAAAUGUUUUGA
Paramecium sonneborni is the source of this 1242-nucleotide messenger RNA. The record is from the annotation of a GenBank genome assembly. NCBI's taxonomy places the organism in Eukaryota, Ciliophora, Oligohymenophorea, Peniculida, Parameciidae.